GCGGGGUUUCCAUUUCAGGCUGUUUGUGGGAGUAAGUAAUUUAGGUUGUGGCUGCAAUCUUUCCACUUGCACAGAUCAACACCAACAGUCAGCUCUGACACAAUGGCCGACAUGGACGUAUUUUCUGCUAUGGGCAUUGUUGGAUUUGGCAAGGCUGCCAAGAAGCGCGAGCUUGACCCCAACAGGUUCGACAAAAUGAAACGUGAGGAGCUAGUGCAGCCCAAAGUGGAGGCCAAGCCCUUGAUUCCUGCAUCAGGGCCUUUCAAAAUGUCUAUUCGGGCACCUUCUCAAUCUGACGAAGACUCGGACGACCCCGGGCCUUCCCUUCCGCAACCAGGCUUUUUCAAACAGGAUGUUGAUGGCUUAGGCGACGAAGACAACGAAGACAAUGCUGGCUCUACUGACGACGAACCAGAAUAUGACCCCAGCGCUCCUUCGCUAUCAACUCCCGAUUUCCCGAUCACACACGAGGCAACGCUCAAAGAGCACACCAAGGUGAUUUCCGCGCUUACGGUAGAUCCGAGCGGUGCACGUGUGUUGAGUGGUUCGCAUGACUAUGAUUGUAAGUUGUGGGAUUUUGGUGGAAUGACGACGCAAACAAGGUCCUUCAAGACGUGGGAGCCUGCAGGCAGUUACUAUGUUAACGACCUUAAAUACUCUAACGAUGGCCAGCAGUUCCUCGUAAUUUCAGGGACAAUUCAAGCCAAGCUGUUUGAUCGGGAGGGCGAGGAGAAAGCAACAUUCGUCAAGGGUGAUAUGUAUAUCAGAGACAUGAAGCAUACUGCUGGACACGUCGGGGAACUUUCAAGUUGCAUGUGGCAUCCGAAAGACAAGCAGUAUUUUAUCACUAGCUCGGCAGACUCAACUAUUAGAAUAUGGGAUGUCGAGAACAAACGGAAACAGAAAUCCGUUAUUGUUGUCAAAUCAAAAGAACGUGGUGCACGGACCAAAGUGACGACGUGCGCUUACUCUACCGAUGGAACGCUGAUCGGAGGCGCCUGCCUCGAUGGCGCACUGCAUAUGUGGCAGGCGUCAUCAAAUUUUGUGAGGCCAAACAUGACGAUUGAGGGCGCACACACGAAAGGAACAGAUGUUGGAUCUCUGGUUUUUUCCGUUGAUGGGAGAACAGUACUGACGAGAGGAGGGGACGACACCGUUAAGCUGUGGGAUUUACGGGCCUUUAAACGACCGCUCGCGUCACAUUCGGGGGCUACGACAUUGUAUCCUGGCACGAAUGCUGUAUUCAGCCCUGAUGAAAAGUAUAUUUUAACAGGCACAGGAGCGUCCGCAAAGGGAGGACGAGGCAAACUAACGUUACUCCGCCGAGAGAGUCUCAGUGUGGUGAAGGAGAUUGACAUGGACACAACACCAGUCAAAGUGGUCUGGCAUUCCAAGAUAAAUCAAAUUAUUACAGGUCUUGCCAACGGCACCAUUGCAGUACUGUAUUCACCGGAGACGUCGUUGAACGGUGCGAAACUGUUACUGUCAAAGGGAGUCCCCAAGCGACCGACGAUCGAGGACUUGUCGGACGCACUCGCUGCACCAACGAUCUUGACGCCGCAUGCCUUGCCAAUGUUCAAAGAUGGGGAGGGAUUAGUGAAGGGAAUGAAGAGGAAGUUUGAAAAGGACCGAAUGGACCCGAGGAAGAGCAGAAGGCCGGAGUUGCCGGUGACAGGACCGGGUCGGGGAGGACGGGUUGGUGCGAGUGCGACGCAGCACGUUGUACAGAAUUUGGUGCGGGAUACGACACGCGACGAAGAUCCACGGGAGGCAUUACUCAAGUAUGCGAAGAUGGCAGACGAGGACCCUCAAUGGACUUCAGCUUCCAUCCCCAUCCAUCCUCCGAGCGGAACACCAAGACCAAUGGAGGGCCAGUUGUUGGAUGAUGUAAAGAUGGCAGAGGAGACAACAGUUGAUGACUCGGAUCAAGUCCCGACCACUAACGGCGUCAACGGCGCACACACCGCUGACGCCGAUGGAGAUGUCCACAUGGACCAGUCCCCCCCUACCACCAACGGUCGCUCUAAUGGCACACCACGCCAUUCAUCACCAGCUCCUGUGGACUCUACUGGCCCACCAACAUCGCGUGCUACUUCCAACUUCGAUUCUCCUCAGCAGCGCUCUGACGCCGUCGAUGAUGAUAAUGAAGCCAGACCACCCCCAGCUAAGCGCGCGCGUAAAUAUUCAGACGCCGAUCAGGCAUCCAUUGCCAAUACUGGCUCUCCCCCUCCUAUUACAGCUUCCUCUGUACAAACAAAUGGUGACACCGUUGUAUCAAGUCCAACCCCAGUGUCCAUACCUACAGGUAACGGCAUAUCGACCCUCAGCCCCGUGCAACACAGAUUUUGUCUGUCGACGGUACGCUCGCUUAAGAAGCUCAAGGAUGCUGCCGCGUUUGUGCAUCCCGUGGAUCCCGUCGCUCUUAAUAUUCCCCAUUACCCAUCCAUAAUCAAGACUCCCAUGGACUUCAGCACCAUCGAGCGCAAGCUCAUGGCGUCUAAUCCCGCCAAGCCGGAGACUAGUCCCAACAUUCCACGCUAUUACAGCGCCGAGGAGUUCGUCUCCGACGUGCGACUAGUGUUCAGUAAUUGCAUCACGUUCAAUGGCCCGGACCAUGUGAUUGCUCAGGCAGGCAAACACGUCGAGGCUGUCUUUGAUAAGCAGAUUAAGCAGCUUCCACCUCCAGCCGAGCCGAAGCCUCCUAUUGUCAAGAAAGUCGCUACACCACCUCCACCUCCACCACCACCAGCUCCCUCCAAGAAAGCCGCGGCGGCACCUGUUCGUCGCCCUUCAACCUCAGUUCCUGUCAUUAGGCGCAAUGAAGCCGAACAGGCAUCUGCACGGCCGAAACGUGAAAUCCAUCCACCUCCCCCGAAAGACCUACCAUAUGCCGAUGUGCCAAAAAAGAUGCGCAAGGUCAAGGUACCGAAGGACGAUGGCACAGGGGAGCAGCUCAAAUAUUGCGGGAGGAUCUUAAGUGAUCUUCAGCGAAAGCAGCAUCAAACAAUUGCUGCUCCGUUUUAUGAGCCUGUUGGUAUGACCAAAGUCAAUUUCGUACCUUGCGAUGAGAUCGAUCAUAAUCCUACAGAUGCUGUAAAGCUUGAUAUUCCGACAUAUUAUAAAGUCAUCAAGAAGCCCAUGGACAUGUCUACCAUGCGGAAGAAGCUUGAGGCUGGGGAGUAUCCCAAUGCCUCAAAGUUCUUUGAUGACUUCAAGCUCAUGAUCCGCAACUGUUUCUUGUUCAACCCUGCUGGAACACCUGUCAAUCAGGCAGGGAUUGAGUUGCAGCGACUGUUUGACGAGAAGUGGAAGAAUCUGCCGGCCCUUCGGGAUGCAAGUGAUGAUGAAGAGGAGGAGUACGAGGAUGAGGAGUCGGAGGAAGAACGUAAUCGUGGGUGGACCUCACAUACCCAGCGUGUUCAUCCGCUAAUGUACUUUAUAUACACAGGCAGGAUCGCCACCAUGGAGGCUCAAAUCGAGUCGAUGCGCGGUAAUCUCAUGGCCCUGAAGGCCAAGCCGGCUAAGGAGAAGAAGAAAAAGGAGAAGAAAGAGAAGGCUCCUGUUGCUUCUACCUCAAAGGCCGCUGCUUCGCGCGCACCCAAGGCAGCACCUGCGACCAACGGGAGCAAGCGUAAGACCACGACUAAGAAGCCUAUGGCCGAGGACGAUGCGCUAUCAUUUGAGCAGAAGAAGGACUUGAGUGAGGCCAUCACCAGUCUUGAUGGGGUGAAGCUUGAGAAAGUCAUCCAAAUUAUUCAUGAGGGCGUUCCCGAAAUUCGUGAUAGUACUGAGGAGAUCGAACUUGAGAUCGACAUACUACCACCACACGUUCUCACAAAGUUGUAUAACUUUGUGCUUCGGCCUCUGCGGCAGCCAACGCAGAAACGGAAUCGAACUGGCAAGGGUACGGGUACUGGUGGCCUUAAACGGAAGAGCAUGGACGAGACCGCUGAAGCUGAGAAGAUCCGCAAGCUGGAGGAGCGGAUGCGGCUCUUCGAUGAUAACAACUUUGCCACACCCAACGCUGCACCUACGCAACCUCAUCAGAACGAUAGCGAUCAUUCAUCGGACUCUUCUUCAGACGACAGCUCAGGCAGCGAGUCGGAGUAAUUCGUCUUCCCUGCCUUGCGAUGUCGCUGGUUGAUAUUUUUUGCGCGACUUCGUCGGGUUGUUGGUAGAUUUUCUUCGCCCCCCGCUUAUUGUUUUCCUAUAAUUGUGACUGUCGUCUUGAUCUUUAUAACCUUCAGAACUUGUGCUACUCUUCAUCUCUUCGCUCUCUCGCAAGCAAACGUACAUACAUACACCACCAAAAUUAAAGAACAGCAAUGUAGUUAGUUAAUUCUAGUCGUGACUGAUGGUCGUCACAAUUGUAGACCGUGCCUGCUCGAUACCCUUCGAUACCUUGACUUUGUUUGAUUCCACGUAUGUACGAUGACGUCGUUUGCUGGAUCUAAUGUUAUCUGGGCUUCUUUG
Molecule: messenger RNA, 4473 nt
Organism: Suillus subalutaceus
Lineage: Eukaryota; Fungi; Basidiomycota; Agaricomycetes; Boletales; Suillaceae
Exons: 13
Coding region: 103-4110 (1335 amino acids)
Biological process (GO): regulation of DNA double-strand break processing
Cellular component (GO): site of double-strand break; nucleus
Molecular function (GO): protein binding
Source: RefSeq, a predicted model, not a curated record